CUACCCAAACCCUCCGCAACAUCGAACGAGGGCCAAUUGAGCAAUAUGACAGUCGUUGAAACUGUGAAGUCGGCCGUUGGCCUUAGUGAUGCGUCUACUCCUGCGACAAGGGCCCAGAUGUCCGAGGCCAAGCUGCCUAUGGCAUACAGAGACUCCUGCGCCAACCUCCUCAUCCCCCUAAACCGCUGCCGCUACGAGGAAUACUACUUGCCAUGGAAGUGCGAGACAGAGAGACACAGCUACGAGAAGUGCCAGUACGAGGAAUUCAAGAAGCGCGUCGCGAAGAUGGAUGAGCUCAGAGCCGCGAAGGGCGGAGAGAGGAGUAACUAGAAGUGGGAAGCCUUGGGUUGUGUGCAUGGGUGUAUAUAGACUGGAAUGGAAC
This is a messenger RNA of Pseudogymnoascus destructans, 382 nucleotides long. RefSeq lists its product as uncharacterized. Lineage: Eukaryota; Fungi; Ascomycota; Leotiomycetes; Thelebolales; Thelebolaceae. The record is from RefSeq and is a predicted model, not a curated record. The transcript is spliced from 3 exons. The coding region runs from base 46 to 330 and encodes 94 amino acids. Gene Ontology annotation, cellular component: mitochondrion.